This is a messenger RNA of Fraxinus pennsylvanica, 2010 nucleotides long. Lineage: Eukaryota; Viridiplantae; Streptophyta; Magnoliopsida; Lamiales; Oleaceae. The record is from the annotation of a GenBank genome assembly.
AUGUCAGUGACAAUGGAGAGGUUGAGUUCAGGCCUCGCUUACCCGGACCGAUUCUAUGCGGCGGCAGCCUACGCCGGCUUCGGUGGAUCCCCAAACUCUUCUGCUAAAGGCGUCAGCUCAAAGUUUUCGAACGAUGCCGCUCUUCUUCUCUAUGCCCUUUACCAGCAAGCAACUGUUGGGCCAUGUAACAUUCCUAAGCCUAGAGGUUGGAGUCCUGUUGAACAAAGUAAAUGGACAAGCUGGAGUGGACUUGGAAAUAUGGCUUCCACAGAGGCUAUGCGUCUCUUUGUUAAAAUAUUGGAGGAAGAAGAUCCAGGAUGGUAUUCAAGAGCAUCGCACUUUGUCUCAGAGCCUGUGGUUGAUGUUGAAAUGCAUCACAAUCCCAAAGUUGAGCCGGUCGCUGAGAAUGGACACACUAAGUCUAUGCCUGCUGAAAAUGGUAACCUUUCAGAAACUCAGGAUAAAGAUGUUGUAUCUGAAGGCCUUGGUGUAGUUAGUAUCUAUGACCAGUGGGUUGCACCCCCAGUGUCUGGCACACUUCCAAAAGCUCGAUAUGAGCAUGGAGCUGCUGUUUGUGAUGAUAAGAUGUAUAUAUUUGGUGGAAACCACAAUGGGCGUUACCUAAACGAUCUCCAGGUUCUGGAUUUGAGAAGUUGGAUGUGGGCCAAGGUGAACAUUCAAUUAGGGAAUGAGGGCCCUGUAACUCCCUGUGCUGGACAUUCCUUGAUACCAUGGGGUGGAAGUAAGCUUCUUUCUAUAGCUGGACAUUCAAAGAAUCCUCCUGAAACUUUACAAGUGAAGGAGUUUGAUCUGCAAACUUGUACAUGGUCAACCUUGAAGACUUAUGGAAAGCCUCCGGUUUCUCGUGGAGGGCAAUCAGUGACCCUUGUAGGAUCAACCCUAGUCAUAUUUGGUGGACAAGAUGCAAAGAGGUCUCAUUUGAAUGACCUGCAUAUUUUGGACUUAGAGACCAUGACCUGGGAUGAAAUGGACACGUUGGGAGUGCCACCUUCUCCAAGGUCCGAUCAUGCAGCUGCAGUACACGCAGAGCGUUACCUUCUUAUCUUUGGUGGGGGUUCACAUGCAACUUGCUUCAAUGAUCUGCAUGUUUUUGAUUUGCGAACUAUGGAAUGGUCUAGACCUAUACAGCAGGGUGAGAUACCAAGUCCUCGUGCUGGCCAUGCUAGUUUGACAAUUGGAGAAAAUUGGUUCAUUGUCGGUGGUGGUGACAAUAAGAGUGGAGUCUCAGAAACUGUUGUCCUCAACAUGUCCACAUUGGUUUGGUCUGUUGUAACAAGUGUCCAAAGGGGUGCUCCUCUUGCUAGUGAGGGCUCAAGUUUGGUCCUAAGUUCCUUCAGUGGUGAAGAUAUCCUGGUUUCAUUCGGAGGAUAUAAUGGGCGGUACAACAACGAGGUCAAUAUACUUAAACCAAGUCAUAAAUCAACUCUGCAAUCAAAGCUGAUGGAGACACCAGUGCCUGAUAGUGUAACAGCUGUUCAAAAUGCUACAAAUGCUACCAGAGACGUGGAGUCUGAACUUGAGACAGACCAAGAAGGAAAAAUAAGAGAGAUUGUUAUGGACAAUGCUGAUUCGGAGCCAAUGAUCAAAAACGUUGGAGAGACCCAUGUUCAUCUCUUAGCCACCCUCAAGGCAGAAAAGGAAGAACUAGAAUUAUCUCUCAAUAAGGAGAAAAUGCAAACCCUUGAGCUAAAGCAAGAAUUAAUGGAAGCAGAGACUCGCAACACAGACCUAUACAAGGAACUCCAAUCCGUGCGAGGCCAACUUGCUGCUGAACAGUCCAGAUGUUUUAAACUUGAGGUCGAUGUUGCAGAGUUUCGACAGAAGUUGCAAAUGUUGGACACAUUACAGAAGGAACUUGAACUCCUCCGGCGCCAGAAAGCUGCCUCAGAAGAAGCUGCCUUAAGUGCCAAACAAAGGCGGAACGAAGGAGGUGGCGUGUGGGGGUGGCUUGCUGGUACGCCUCCCACCCAAAAUGUGAACGAUGCAUGA